Syzygium oleosum is the source of this 2707-nucleotide messenger RNA. RefSeq names its product beta-amyrin synthase 1-like. Gene Ontology annotation, cellular component: lipid droplet. The coding region runs from base 224 to 2500 and encodes 758 amino acids. Gene Ontology annotation, biological process: triterpenoid biosynthetic process. Gene Ontology annotation, molecular function: beta-amyrin synthase activity. The record is from RefSeq and is a predicted model, not a curated record. Lineage: Eukaryota; Viridiplantae; Streptophyta; Magnoliopsida; Myrtales; Myrtaceae. The transcript has 17 exons.
ACACACAUUCUACGUUCCAACUCCUCCCACCUCUCACAUCUUCCUAGACCUAACGCGAAAGAGGUACGUCCAGACUCCAUAAAAAUGUCUUGCCACCAUUGUUAAGUAAAUAAUCUGUUAGAGAGGAUAUAUAUUACUGUGUUGUGCUUUCUUUUUUCCCCUCCAAAUAGAAAAAUAAUACGCGUACGUAAAAUAACCUAACUGUGAUCGAAGGAAGGGAGAGAUGUGGAGGCUAAAGAUUGCACAAGGAGGGAAUAGUCCGUAUCUAUACAGCACCAACGAAUACGUUGGGAGGCAGAUAUGGGAGUUCGAUCCGGACGCGGGAACUCCCGAGGAGCGUGCCGAGGUGGAGCAAGCUCGCCUUCAUUUCCACAACAGCCGCUUCAAGGUCAAGCCUAGUGGAGACCUACUAUGGCGAAUGCAGUUUCUAAGAGAGAAGAACUUCAAACAAACCAUUCCUCGCGUAAAGAUAGUGGACGAAGAAGAGAUAACACAUGAGAAGGCAUCGGCCACUUUGAGGAGAAGCGUCUAUUUCUUUUCAGCCUUGCAAGCCAGUGAUGGCCAUUGGCCUGCAGAAAAUUCUGGCGUUCUCUUCUUUCACCCUCCUUUGGUGAUAUGUUUGUUUAUUACUGGGCACCUCAACAUUGUCUUCUCUACAGAACAUCGAAAAGAGAUCCUUCGAUAUGUGUAUAAUCAUCAGAAUGAAGAUGGCGGGUGGGGCUUACAUGUAGAGAGCCACAGCACCAUGCUCACUACAGUACUUAACUAUAUAUGCAUGCGUAUACUUGGAGAAGGUCCUGAUGGUGGCGAGAACAAUGCUUGUGCCAGAGGGAGAAAGUGGAUUCUUGAUCGUGGCGGCGCCAUAAACAUAUCCUUCUUGGGAAAGAUUUGGCUUUCAGUACUUGGUAUUUAUGACUGGUCUGGGACCAAACCUGUGCCUCCUGAAUUACUGAUACUUCCCUCAUUUCUUCCCAUGUAUCCAGCUAAGUUGUGGUGCUAUUUUCGGACCCUUUACAUGGCCACAUCAUAUUUGUAUGGAAGAAGAUUUGUAGCACCAAUUACACCUCUCAUUCGACAAUUGAGAGAGGAACUUCUAACUCAACCCUAUGGCAACAUCUCUUGGAAGAAAGCUCGACAUCUAUGUGCCGAGGAGGAUCUCUACUAUUCACAUCCUUCAGUGAUAGAUUUGCUGUGGGAUGGUUUUUACAUACUAACAGAACCUUUUCUAAACCGUUGGCCUCUAAACAAGUUGAGAGAAAAGGCUCUUAAAACGGCAAUGAAGCAUAAUCAUUACGAAGAUGAGAACAGCCGAUACAUCACUUUGGGAUGUGGGGAAAAGGUAUUAAGUAUGCUUGCCUGUUGGGUGGAGGAUCCAAAUGGUGAAUACUUCAAGAAGCAUCUCGCUAGGGUUCAAGAUUAUAUAUGGGUUGCUGAAGAUGGAAUGAAGAUGCAGAGUUUUGGUAGUCAACUAUGGGAUACAAGCUUGGGAAUCCAAGCUUUGCUUGCUAGUAAUCUAGCCAACGAAAUAGGACUAGUACUCAUGAAAGGCCACGACUUCAUUAAGAGAUCACAGGUCAAGGAUGAUCCUUCUGGUGACUUCCACAGCAUGUAUCGUCAUAUUUCUAAAGGAUCGUGGACUUUUUCCGAGCAAGAUCAUGGUUGGCAAUUGUCUGAUUGCACCGCAGAAGGUUUGAUGUGUUGCUUGCUUUUUUCACAAAUGCCACAAGAAAUCGUAGGUGAGAAGGUGGAGCCAGAGAGACUAUAUGACGCGGUCAACAUUAUACUUUCUCUACAGAGUAAAAAUGGUGGAUUGUCAGCAUGGGAGCCUGCAAUUUCUGCAAAAUGGUUGGAACUCCUCAAUCCAUUUGAAUUUCUCGAGGACAUUAUCAUUGAGCACGAAUACGUGGAAUGCACUUCAUCAGCUAUCAAGUCUUUAGUUUUGUUCAAGGAAUUGUACCCGGGGCACCGGACAGAAGAGAUCCAAGAUUGCAUAACUAACGCAGUCCGAUACCUCGAAAGCGUACAAAUGACAGAUGGAUCAUGGUAUGGAGAGUGGGGAGUUUGUUUUAUAUAUUCCACAUGGUUUGCACUCAUGGCACUCGAAGCCGCCGGCAAAAGCUACGAGGAUUGUGCCGCUAUUCGCAGAGGCGUAGCUUUCCUCCUUCAAAUACAAUCACCGGAUGGUGGCUGGGGGGAGAGCUACCUUUCUUGCCCAAGAAAGAUAUACACACCACUUGAAGGAAAUAGAUCAAACUUGGUUCAAACUGCAUGGGCUAUGAUGGGUCUCGUUCAUGCUGGCCAGGCAAAAAGGGAUCCAAUUCCCCUACAUCGAGCAGCAAAGCUGAUAAUUAAUUCCCAGAUGGAAAAUGGCGAUUUUCCUCAACAGGAAAUUACCGGAUGUUUCAAGAAGAAUUGCAUGUUGCACUAUCCAAAUUAUAGGAAUAUUUUUCUCAUAUGGGCACUUGCCGAAUAUUGCAACUUGGUGCUUUUGAAUCCUUGAAGAACUAAAUAAAUCUUGUCUUAAACUGUGUCCAUCUCAUUACAAUUGAAGGACACAUAAAUGUUGAUUUCUUGUGCAACCUUGCUUUAAGAAUAGACGUGUAACCAUGGAUACCAUAUUUCACUUUGUAGUAAGUAAGUGACACUCCAAAUCUCACAUUAAUGGCUGGGAGAUGUGGCCCACAAGAGUUCCCACCUUGAAUACUCA